AUGAAGCCUUUCACUUCUUGGAUCGUCGCAGCUUUGGCUGCGCAGGCGGCUGGUGCUGCUCUGAGCCAUAAGUUGGAUGGCUUUACCAUCCGGGAGCAUGCGGAUCCUGCGAAACGGGCUCUUCUGCAGAAAUAUGUUACUUGGGACGAGCACUCGAUCUUCAUCAAUGGCGAGCGAUUGAUGAUUUUCAGCGGUGAAGUUCACCCGUAUCGUCUGCCCGUGGCCUCCCUAUACAUUGAUAUCUUUGAGAAGGUCAAGGCCCUCGGAUUCAAUUGCGUGUCGUUUUACAUCGACUGGGCUUUGUUGGAAGGAAACCCGGGUCACUACUCUGCCGAGGGAAUCUUUGACCUUCAGCCCUUCUUCGAUGCAGCCAAGGAGGCCGGUAUCUACUUGCUGGCCCGUCCUGGUCCUUAUAUCAAUGCUGAGGUCUCUGGUGGUGGCUUCCCUGGCUGGCUGCAGCGAGUCAAUGGCAUCCUGCGCACUAGCGAUGAGGACUACUUGAAGUCGACCGAUAACUACGCCUCCAACAUUGCUGCCACCAUUGCCAAGGCACAGAUCACCAAUGGUGGUCCGGUCAUUCUAUACCAGCCCGAGAACGAGUACUCCGGUGCUUGCUGUGGCUACGAUGACUUCCCGGACGGCUCCUACAUGCAAUACAUUGAGGAUCAUGCCCGUGAGGCUGGUAUCGUCGUCCCUUUCAUCAGCAACGAUGCUUGGGCCGCUGGCCACAAUGCCCCCGGAACUGGCGAGGGCGAGGUCGACAUUUACGGCCACGACAGCUAUCCUCUAGGCUUCGAUUGCGCCAAUCCGUCUACUUGGCCCAGUGGUAAUCUGCCCACUUACUUCUUCACCAGCCACGAAGAGCAGAGCCCUAGUACCCCGUACUCCCUGGUUGAGUUCCAAGGUGGCGCGUUCGACCCAUGGGGUGGAGUUGGUUUCGCAAAGUGUGCUGCUCUUUUGAACCACGAGUUCGAGAGAGUGUUCUACAAGAACGAUUUCAGCUUUGGUGUCGCCUUCCUGAACCUGUACAUGAUCUUCGGUGGUACCAACUGGGGUAACCUGGGCCACCCUGGUGGCUACACCUCUUAUGACUAUGGCUCCGCUAUCUCCGAGUCGCGUAACAUCACUCGUGAGAAGUACAGCGAGCUGAAGCUGCUCGGAAACUUUGCCAAAGUGUCUCCGGCUUAUCUUGUGGCUAACCCUGGGAACCUGACUACCUCCACGUAUACCAACACUGCCGAUCUGACUGUGACUCCUCUGCUUGGGAGCAACAGCUCUGCUUCCUCGUUCUUUGUGAUCCGACACUCCGAUUACUCUAGCCAGGCUUCAGUCGAUUACAAGCUCACCGUCCCCACCAGCUCUGGUAAACUGACAAUUCCUCAACUCGGUGGCAGCCUUACCCUUAGCGGUCGUGACUCUAAGAUUCACGUUACUGACUAUGACGUGGCCGGCACCAACAUCCUCUACUCUACUGCUGAGGUCUUCACCUGGAAGAAGUUCAACAAUGAGAAGGUCCUUGUUCUGUACGGUGGCCCUGGUGAGCACCAUGAGUUCGCAGUCUCUGGCGGAUCGACCAGCUCUGUUGUCGAGGGAUCUUCUUCGGGUAUUUCGUCCAAGAAGGUCGGCAAGGCACUUGUUGUCGCCUGGGAUGUCUCGACUACUCGUCGCAUCGUUCAGGUUGGAAACUUGAAGGUCUUCCUCCUUGACCGCAACUCUGCCUAUAACUACUGGGUGCCGCAGCUCCCCACUAAGGGCACAGCCCCCGGGUAUAGCAACGAGGAGACCACUGCCUCAUCCAUCAUUGUCAAGGCUGGCUAUCUCGUGCGCAGUGCGUACCUUGACGGUAGUAACCUGCACAUCCAGGCUGACUUCAACGCGACUACUCCGAUCGAGGUGGUUGGUGCUCCAUCUGGCGCCAAGAACCUGGUCAUCAACGGCAAGAAGACCCAAGCGAAGGUCGACAAGAACGGUAUUUGGUCAACUAGCGUUGCAUACACCGCACCCAAAGUUCAACUUCCUAGCCUCAAGAGCUUGAAGUGGAAGUCCAUCGAUACUCUCCCCGAAGUCCAGGACUCCUACGAUGACUCUGCCUGGGUUUCUGCCGACCAUGCCUACACCAACAACAGCGCCAACUCGCUUCAGACCCCGACUUCCCUGUUUUCAUCCGACUACGGCUUCCACACCGGUGCUCUACUCUUCCGAGGUCACUUCACCUCUAAUGGCAAGGAAAAGACCUUCUUCAUCGAGACCCAGGGAGGUACCGCAUACGGCCACUCGAUCUGGAUCAACGAGGACUAUCUUGGCUCCUGGGCUGGAAUCAGCGUUGACGCCAACUACAACGCCACCUACACCCUUCCCACUCUGCAGUCUGGAAAGGACUAUGUCCUCACGGUGGUCAUUGACAACAUGGGCCUGGACGAGGACUGGACCAUCGGUUCAGAGGAUAUGAAGAACCCCCGCGGUAUUCUCCGGUACUCCCUAUCCGGCCAAGAAGCUAGUGCCAUUUCCUGGAAAUUGACCGGUAACCUGGGCGGCGAGAACUACCGCGACACUACUCGCGGUCCUCUGAACGAGGGUGGCCUUUACGCCGAACGCCAGGGCUUCCACCAACCGCAGCCACCAACCCAGAAGUGGGACUCUAGCAGCCCAUUCACUGGUCUUACCAAGCCAGGAAUCCGCUUCUACAGUGCCAGCUUCGAUCUCGACUUGCCCUCCGGCUACGAUAUCCCAUUGUACUUCAACUUUGGUAAUAGCACCUCUACCCCGGCUGAUUACCGUGUGCAGUUGUAUGUGAACGGAUACCAGUACGGCAAGUAUGUGAACAACAUCGGUCCUCAGACUAGUUUCCCUGUUCCUGAGGGUAUCUUGAACUACCAUGGUACCAACUGGGUUGCGUUGAGUCUUUGGGCUCAGCAGGACUCUGGCGCUAAGCUGGAUAGCUUCGAGUUGAUCAACACUACUCCCGUGCUCACUUCGUUGGGCGAGGUUAAGUCCGUGGAUCAGCCGAAGUAUCAGGCUCGGAAGGGGGCUUAUUAG
This is a messenger RNA of Penicillium cataractarum, 3036 nucleotides long. Its product is annotated as glycoside hydrolase family 35 protein. The coding region runs from base 1 to 3036 and encodes 1011 amino acids. Gene Ontology annotation, biological process: carbohydrate metabolic process. Gene Ontology annotation, cellular component: vacuole. Gene Ontology annotation, molecular function: beta-galactosidase activity. Lineage: Eukaryota; Fungi; Ascomycota; Eurotiomycetes; Eurotiales; Aspergillaceae. The transcript has 7 exons. The record is from RefSeq and is a predicted model, not a curated record.